Klebsormidium nitens is the source of this 699-nucleotide messenger RNA. Lineage: Eukaryota; Viridiplantae; Streptophyta; Klebsormidiophyceae; Klebsormidiales; Klebsormidiaceae. The record is from the annotation of a GenBank genome assembly.
AUGUCUGACACUUCUAUAGAGCCCAUUGAAGAGGUUGCGGAAACCGUCGAAGAAGCUCCCGCCGCAGCUCCAAAAGGCAAGGAAAAGAAGCCAUGCAGCCCAGAAAAGCUAAAGCAAAUGGCUUUAAUGCGCGAGAAAGCGGCACUCAAAAAGCAAGCAAUGAAAGAACUUACGGAGAAAGAAAAAGCCCUUAAGCAGAAAACAUUCGAAGAGCGAGUCAAGAAGGUGCAAGCGCUAGAAAAGUCCUUCAAACCUGAGCCAAAAGCAGUCGAGCCAGAGCCUGAGGAAGAGCCAGAAGAGGAGAUCGUGGAGGUGGUCAAGUUCAAGAAGGCAAAGAAGCCCGCCAAGAAGGUGAAGAAGGUGGUCUACGAGUCUGAUUCAGAUUCGUCCGCCUCCUCCGAGAGCGAUGACGACCACUACCAGCGCAAGCAAAAAAGAAGGUUUAAGAAGACUGUCAAAAAGGAGGUUGCAAAGGAGCUGGCUAAGCUGACAGCGUGGUUGCGAGAGAACAAAAAGAAGGGUGAAAAGUUUGCGAGGAAGCAGGCAAAGAAAGGCAAGGGAAAGCUUACCGAGGCGGCAGCAGAGCAAGACCCAGACAAAUUCAAGAUUAUGGGUGCGAUCGAGGUGGAGGCAGCACCUGAGGAGGAUGUAACUGAUGGCUUCGAAAAGGUGACGAUCGAGGAGAUCACCGAAGAUUAA